Aureobasidium pullulans EXF-150 is the source of this 716-nucleotide messenger RNA. RefSeq lists its product as uncharacterized. Bases 266 to 685 code for a protein of 139 amino acids. The record is from RefSeq and is a predicted model, not a curated record. Lineage: Eukaryota; Fungi; Ascomycota; Dothideomycetes; Dothideales; Saccotheciaceae. The transcript has a single exon.
UUCUCUGUGCAGUUCUUUCAUGCUGUCAAACAUAAGAUGGGAUGAGCACGGCAUUCUGGAUCGUUGUGACCUUUGCCGCCAUGAUGCCUCAUUUCGUCCCGGUGAUCCUGCGCACUCCAAAUAUCUCUUACUCUUAUUCCCCGGCUCGAGCACUGGUACUGGAAGAUAAUCGAGUCUGAUAACCGCAAAAGAGGGAGCAUGCGAUCUCAAUCGACCUUAGUACUCCAUAGUCAAGAUUUACUGAUGUGAUUCCACAGAUGUAGAAAUGUUGGAGCGAUCAGUCGUCACUGCCCUUUCCAAAUCUUCAUCGGUAAACAAGCAUGGGCUUAGUGCUUUGAUUUUGGAAGGUACCGUCGUCAAAGCUUGCGGCAUCGCUCGUUCUUCCCCUUCAUGUGAUUCUUCUGUCUCACAAGAGGCAGGUGUGACAAAGAUUAACCGCACCACUUUUGUUUCCUCCUUGCAAUCUUCCACCAUUUCCCUCCUAUGCAAGCGGUCAGUUCGCGAGGAUGUUGUCCCCUGCGGAGGUCUUCAUACUCUGUAUGUCCGCAUUCGGCUACUUCUGGAUUGCCGUGGCCAUCGUUCUUAUCCUCGCUCUCAUCACGUAUGUCUGCUUCACAGCCUUCCGCCAGCUCGUGCACAGACUUUAUCGAAAGGUAUGGGAAGUCAUCCACCGAGCUACAAAUAAAUCUGACCCUUGCAUAUAGCUUAAACUGCUC